Messenger RNA from Oncorhynchus kisutch (coho salmon), 2296 nucleotides. It is a transcript of the gene cyribb, whose product is annotated as family with sequence similarity 49 member Bb. The coding region runs from base 552 to 1535 and encodes 327 amino acids. Lineage: Eukaryota; Metazoa; Chordata; Actinopteri; Salmoniformes; Salmonidae. The transcript is spliced from 14 exons. Gene Ontology annotation, biological process: regulation of actin filament polymerization. The record is from RefSeq and is a predicted model, not a curated record. Gene Ontology annotation, molecular function: small GTPase binding.
GCACAAUGACGUUAGACCAACCCGGAAAUAGCGGACAACUGAAGCGAAUCGUUAUUCUUUGAGCUGCUAGCGUGGUAGCUACCAGGUGGAGGACGACUGCCUUUUCUUGCACUUCGAGCAUUACGGCUGAUGAAUCGUGGAGUAGUACAGCGCCCCCAGGUCCUAAUUGUCUCCGUCUACUGAACCUGCACUCAACCACACUCCGGAAAGGGCCAGAGAACUUGAGAGCCUAACAGGAGGAAGUGGACUAGGGAGUGCAGUGGAAAAUCCGAAGUACACGCUGAAUGAGAGGAAGUGUUGCACAAUAGGAAGUGGUGUGCGUCUGGCCGCUGUGCCUCCCAGUUUCUACAAGACUGCUGCAACGUUGCCCUUCUCAAGAAACCCAGUCUGCAUAAGAAUUACGAAGGGCUGCACCUGUGGCUGACUGUUGUCCAAUAAAUUCUCAACCUCUGAACCUGACCUCUGCUGGAGGACUGUGACCUUGGCCACCCGCCAGGCUCGGCCUCCUUCCUCCUGACUGACACCUCCAGAGAUUCUGCUGGCAUCGUAACAUGGGGAACCUGCUAAAAGUUCUGACUUGCACAGAUCUGGAACAAGAGCCCAAUUUUUUCCUCGAUUUUGAAAAUGCUCAGCCCACGGAUGCAGAACGAGAGGUGUGGGAGCAGGUGGACCUGGUGCUGAAGGACGCUCGGGGAGUCCUGGACGAACUGCAAGCGUACAAGGGAGCGGGUCAGGAGAUUAGAGAGGCGAUCCAGAACCCCAGCGACGAGGCGUUACAGGAGGCGGCAUGGGCGGCCGUGGUCCACCUGGUGGGGAAACUCAAGAAGUUCUACCAGUUCUCCCAGAGAUUAGAGGCGGCGCUGCACAGCCUGCUGGGACCCCUGACCAGUGAGACUUACGACGACCCCACUCAGCACCUGGAGCGUGAGCAGGCACUGGCCAAGCAGUUCGCCGAGAUUCUGCACUUCACACUGCGCUUCGACGAGCUCAAAAUGACUAACCCUGCCAUCCAGAAUGACUUCAGCUAUUACAGGAGAACGUUGAGCCGCAUGCGGAUCAACAAUACACCGGCAGAGGGGGAGAAUGAAGUCAACAACGAGAUGGCCAACCGGAUAUCUCUGUUCUACGCCGACGCCACGCCUAUGUUGAAGACAUUAAGCGACAGCACGACAAAGUUUGUCUCAGAGAAUAAGAACUUACCCAUCGAGAACACGACAGACUGCCUAAGCACAAUGGCGAGCGUGUGCAAAGUCAUGUUGGAAACGCCGGAGUACCGAAGCCGCUUCACCAGUGAGGAGACGGUCUCAUUCUGCCUGCGCGUCAUGGUGGGCGUCAUCAUCCUGUACGACUACGUGCAUCCUGUCGGAGCCUUCUCCAAGUCCUCCAAAAUCGAUAUGAAAGGGUGCAUCAAGGUCCUCCGAGAUCAACCGCCCAACAGCGUAGAAGGCCUUUUAAAUGCUCUCAGGUACACAACCAAGCAUUUGAAUGAUGAAUCGACCAACAAGACCAUCAAGAGCAUGCUGCAGCAGCAGUAGGACUGAAACUCUGGUACAACCACUCGCCUCACACCCGGUUCAGGAGACAUCGACUCUCUCUCUCUCUCUCUCUUUCUCUCUCUCACCAACGACGUCGGUGCACAGAAUGUUUUCUUUUCUUCUUGUUUUCUUUUCUUUUAAAUGGAGUAAGAGCUGCAUCUCCACCCCCUUUUUAUAACGCAAAAUGCUACUGCCAUUAUGUACGUCUUUUCUGUGCCAAAAAGAUGUUGCUGAGAUUUAAAUGUUUUCCAUAAAGGCCAUACAACAAGAUGGCAGCUAUGGAAGCAUUGUGGGUUCAGUUUUUUUUAUUUUUUUUAAUAGUUUUUGUUUCCCUGUGUAAGGGAUGGGAGUGCUUUGACUUGAAAAUUUAAAAAAGAGAUAUAUAGAGAAAUAUAUUAUUUUUGUUUGAUUUAUUAUUUAAUAUUACAUCUUCUGCAUGACGAAAUUACGUCUUUUUCUUCUAUUUAAAAAACAACAACGUAUGGUUCAAGUUUAAUUUGUCCGCUUAAUUGUAUGUUUUAAUGUUUUGUUCUCUGAAUGGUACUCGGCAGAAUUGAGAUUAUUGAAAAGAUAGUACUGUUAAUGUUAUCUUUUGUUUUAAUAGGUUUUGAUUUGUUGUAUGUCAUUUUUCAUAGUUGUAUUUUUUAUUUUAACAUUUCAAACUGUGAUGUGUGCAAAUCAAUUUAAAAUUGGGAGUCUGUACUGUUGCUAACAGUAUGUUGCCGCUGGAAAAAAUAAACAGAGAACUUGUUUUCUACAAA